This is a messenger RNA of Serendipita indica DSM 11827, 2004 nucleotides long. The record is from the annotation of a GenBank genome assembly. NCBI's taxonomy places the organism in Eukaryota, Fungi, Basidiomycota, Agaricomycetes, Sebacinales, Serendipitaceae.
AUGAAUGAGCCCGUAAGCCCUCAUCUAGCUGCUCAAAAGGCUCGUCAGGUGAUCUCGGAUGAAAAUCUCUUGGGCAGAAUGAGAGACUAUUUUCAGAAAUGUGCGAAGAGGAACAAUAAAUUGACCGGACUCGGAGCCGUCUAUGUCGAAACAGCCGGAGGAACCCUAAGUCCUGCACCGUCCGGAACAACACAAGCCGACGCGUAUCGACCUCUGCGCCUUCCCGUCGUGUUGGUAGCGGACAGCAAGCUCGGUGGAAUCUCGACGACACUCUCCGCGUACGAGACACUCCAUACGCGCGGAUACAACAUAGAUGUCGUCCUCAUGUUCAAAGACGACUAUUACCAGAACCAUACCUACCUAGAGCGCUGGUUCAAGGAAAAGAACAUUCCGUUGACUGCGUUUGACCCACCCCCUCUACGUCCUCCUCGUAACCUAGACGAAAAGGACGAGAUGAACAUGAAGCACUACUAUGCCCAGACUGCGUCCACCUCUGAUGCCAGGCGCGUAGUUGCUACUCUGGAUAUGCGCCACACAGACCGAGUUCAAACCCUCGAAACCCUUCCUGAUCGUGCCGCUUCAACAUUCUGGUACCCCUUUUCACAACAUAAGAAUAUCAGGUCGGCUCAAGAUCUUACUGUCAUCGAUAGCGCCCACAAAGAUGUCUUUACAACGGCAAAAUCUCAACCCAACAACCCAUCUCUGCUCUCCCCCACAUUUGAUGGCUCUGCCUCAUGGUGGACGCAAGGGAUCGGGCACGGUAACCAACAGCUUGCUGCAGUCGCGGCUAAUGCUGCUGGACGGUAUGGGCAUGUCAUCUUCCCUUUAGCCGUUCAUGAACCAGCGAUCGAGCUUGCGGAACGCAUGCUGCGGACCCAAGGAAAAGCAUGGGCGUCUCGAGUCUUUUUCUCAGACAAUGGCUCCACAGGAAUGGAGGUGGCGCUCAAGAUGGCUCUGAGGAAGACGGCCAUGCUCUAUCCAUCCGGGGAGAAACCCGACUUGGAGGUGUUGGGACUGGCUGGCUCCUACCAUGGCGAUACGAUCGGAGCUAUGGAUGCGUGCGAAGGUGGCGUCUAUAAUUCUGCUGUUGAGUGGUACAAGGGCCGUGGCGCAUGGCUUGAGACUCCAACCAUUGGGUUUGAGGACGGUCAUCUCCAGCUGCGUUUGCCUUGGUCGGACAGACAGCCGCGGUUUUCCGACGUCGAGAAUGCUUACAAUCUCUCCAAACGUCGAGAGGGGACGUUGGUUGAGCGCUAUCGAAAGCAUAUCACCUCGCGAAUUCAAGAACUGGUCAGCACAGGUAGACGGUUCGGAGCGUUGGUACUCGAGCCCCUAGUCCUUGGAGCAGGAGGAAUGAAGUUUGUUGAUCCGCUUUUCCAAGCAAUACUUGUAGAAGUGGUCCGCUCGUCUAGCCAUCUUCUCCUGCCGCCGACAGCCAAGGAUGCGACCCUGCCGGUGAUAUUCGACGAGGUAUUCUCAGGGCUUGGACGCCUUGGCUUCGCCACGUCUACAUCUGUCCUUGGUGUGAAGCCAGACAUUGCAGUCUAUGCCAAACUCUUGACAGGCGGCUUGGUGCCACUGGCAGUCACCCUCGCGUCGCAGAGCAUAUUCGACGUCUUUAUUGGCGAUGACAAAGCCAGUGCAUUGCUUCAUGGGCAUUCAUAUACGGCAUAUCCUGUUGGAUGUGCCGUCGCCAAUGCUUCCUUGUCCAUGCUCGAGGACCUAUUGCGGUCGGACACCUUUGAAGAGGCGAGAAGGGAGUGGUCCCCAUCCCUAAGGUCUAUGCCGGACUCCGAACGCGUAGACGUAGCUGCCCCAUCCAGCCUCUGGUCCCGCUCCUUCGUCAAGUCACUGUCCACUCUGCCCUCUAUUAACUGGGCCAUGUCAUUGGGUACAGUCCUCGCAUUCGAAGUCAAGGAUACGGACCGCGGCGCACUGUCCGGAUAUGGUUCUUCGGCCGCGGAGCGUGCGUUGGCACCGCUCAAGGAUUUUGGCUAUGCCUGA